UUUUAGUGGCUUGUUAGUGACAGCUGAAUCUCCAGGUUCAACGCAGCAAUUUGGGAAAUAGAAAUUAAAUGUUGUUUCCCAAAAGCUUUCCCGCUUACAUCCUCCCUUCAUUAUUCUAAGCUAUAAUGUCCACAGUUGGUGAAAAAAGGCCCGCUGAGAGUCAGCCUCAAGUCAAUAAAAAGUCAAAAACUGAGUCUCGUCAAGAACAAAAGAACAUUCGUAAUGAGCGUAAAUCGCACGACAAAAACUAUGAAAUGAUCACACAAGCCAAGAAAGUUUGGGAACAGCUUCGACGCGGUGAUAUUGAACGUGAAGAACAGAAAGCUUUGAUGGCUAAAAUGAUGGGUAUAAUUGGUGGCAAAGUUCAAGAUGUCAUCUUUAAGCAUGAUGCUUCACGUAUUAUCCAAACUUGUCUUAAAAAGGGCAAUGCCGAGCAAAGGAAUCAGAUUGUAGAAGAAUUAAGAGGACAUUAUCUUGAACUGUCAAAAUCUAUGUAUGGUAAAUUUAUUGUCAUGAAGGCUAUUGAAUACUGUCACAAACAAAGAGAUAAUAUCUUGGCAGAGUUCAAAAACAAUGUUAGAAAAUUGAUUCGUCACAAGGAAGCCUCAACUGUCAUCGAAACAUUCUAUUCACAAUUUGCAAAUUCAGCUCAAAAGCAUGAACUGCUGUCCGAAUUUUACGGCCCUGAGAUGACUUUGUUCAACAGUGGUGGAGGCGCCAAGACAUUAGAAGAACUGUUAGAAAAGUUUCCGGAAAAGAAAGACUCAAUAUUGAGAUACAUGGCUGAAAUGCUGAAGGGAUGUAUGGAUAAAGGCACUAUUGUUCACAGUAUUGUUCACAAAGCAAUAUAUCAAUAUAUGACAUUAACCGACAACAAAGGGCGUGAAGAUAUGUUGAGCCUUCUCAAGGAUUCCCUUCAGGAAAUGAUUCACACACGUGAAGGCGCAAAGGUGGCGAUGAUUUGUUUGUCUAUUGCCUCACCCAAAGAUCGUAAAAAUAUUAUCAAAGCAUUCAAACCGUAUCUUACCAAGAUCGCUUGUGAUGAUUAUGGUUAUUUGGUUUUGCUUCGAUUGUUAGAUGUAACUGACGAUACCGUUUUAGUGGCCAAGGCUGUCAUUGGUGAAUUAAGCAAGCAUGCCAAAGAAUUAUUUGCUAAUAAGUUCGGCCGUCGUGUUUUCUUGUAUAUUUUAGCUGGACGAAAUACAAAAUACCUUUCUCCUGAGACGGUGAAAAUGUUGAAGGAAGGCGAUAGUAUCAGAGUCAGCAAAAAAGAUCCAGAGGUCAGAGCCCAAGAAUUGUUAAAGGCGACAUCACCGCAACUGAUCAAAAUGGUUGCAGAUGAUGCUGCUAUUCUCAUGAGAGAAAAAUUGUCAUCCCAAGUUGUGCAAGAAAUUAUGCUUCAUGCUGUUGGUGACAAGACUGAAGCGAUCAAUGCUAUUUUGGCAUUGGCAGGUGAAAACAUUGAAAAGGAAAAUCACAUUAUAGAAGAUCGUUUCGCGAAUAGAAUCGUUAAGGCUAUGAUCAAGGCAGACAACGCCAUGGAUGAAAAUGAUAAAGCCGUCGAACCAUUAGAAUUUGCUUCUAAAUUACUCGAGGUCAUCAAGCCUAACCUCAGUCAUUUUGCUACGAACUUUGGUAGCUUUGUUGUCCUUGCUUUAGCCGAAGAGCCAUCAACUAAGAAAGAAGUGAAAAAAGAAUUGAAGGCACAUAAAAAGGAGAUCACUGAAGCUGCUAAAUCUAAUCAAGGUUCAAAAUUGAUUUUGGAAACUGUUUUCUAGCUUGAACAUUAUAACUUUAUUAUUUUAUCAAAUUUAUCACAAUAAACUUGUACA
This is a messenger RNA of Mycotypha africana, 1832 nucleotides long. RefSeq names its product armadillo-type protein. Gene Ontology annotation, cellular component: nucleolus. Lineage: Eukaryota; Fungi; Mucoromycota; Mucoromycetes; Mucorales; Mycotyphaceae. The record is from RefSeq and is a predicted model, not a curated record. The transcript has 4 exons. The coding region runs from base 126 to 1778 and encodes 550 amino acids. Gene Ontology annotation, biological process: regulation of translation. Gene Ontology annotation, molecular function: mRNA binding.